GAAUAGAAGAUAUAAAGUAACAUUGAGAUGGACCACGCCUGCAUGGACGAGCCACGCCAUCCGAUCAAACCCAGUCCAUUCAAUUCCUUCUCCGCGCCUUCUCCAUUGUUAGGUAUUUCUCCGUGCUAAAUAUUGAAUAUCUAUUUUCCGAGUAGUCUUGUGUUCAGCUUUGAGGAUUGUGUGAUUAUGGUCCAAUGCCACUACACUAAUCUCCCACCAGAAUCAACAUGAUGUUGGUUCAAUACCGAAUUGGAUGGGAUUGUCGUGCGCUGAAGGUUACCAAGACUAGUAAGAAUCCUCCGGGUAACGAUAAGCUGAAAGAUAAAUCAAAAAGAAAGCGGCAGCAUCUGGUCGGGAAAUAUUUGUAAUAAUUUUAAAAUACUUGCCUUCAUGCUUAACACGCUUAAAAUGAAAAUUUGGGUGGAGAUUAUUUGAGCUAUAGAAAAUGGGAUUACAGUAGUAAUAAUAAAACGAUGCGUGUUAAUAGCCGUUGGUUAAUAACUUAACGUAUAGGUAGUAAGUAUUUUGUGUUUAGAAAUAUUAAAAGUAAUCAAUAUUGUAGAAAUGUUAAUAUUAGUAUUAGUUUUGGUUUAAAUUAUGAAAUCAAAUAACGAUUAUGCCGGUAAGUUGUCCAUAUGAGUUGAAUUCCAAUCGCAUUUGUAUUAGUAGGCUAACUGAAGGAACAAAAGUAUUACCGUGGAGGAGAAUUCCAAGUAGUGUUCCAGUUAGUUUGAUAAGGUUUAUUUAGUCACGGAGGGAUUUUCUCAACCUCAUUUUUACUUGACCGUGAUAGAAUUUAGUAAUACUACUAAUACACAUGAAUGGUUAUCAAAACAAAAUUUAAAUACGUGAGUGAUAAUUAUAUGAAUUUUGGACAGAUAGCUAAGAACAAAUCGUUAAACAUGAGUGUAUUCGUAAGAGACAUAAUAUAGACUCAAUGUUCCGAGUUCCAUAGACUACAUGAGAAUUUAAUUAUUUGAUUAGUGUAGUUGAUAGUCUCUAAAUUUCUAAUUUCAUUAUCUAAACUAUGUCCGCAUUUUUACGCUGCUAAUAUGAUAAACCAAUCCGUAAACCCAAAUACAAUUAGCAACAACGACUAUGAUGGGUUUAUUGAUAAAUGUUAAAGGCGAUUCAGAUGAUUUCUAAAUUUAAAAGACAUGAAGAUAUAGUGCAACGUAUGUAUGGGCCAGGUUAACAUGCAGGUAGGUUGUUGACGUAUAUGACAAUUUAAAAAUAAUGAACAUCAUCAGAGAAAUAAUUUUAAAGCUAAGACUGCUUAUGAAACUUCAGGCAGGAAUAUGACGCGUUAUAAACAUUCCAUAAGAAGUUACUGCAUUUAGCCUAAGGACAUUUACAAAUAUGUGGCAAAAGCAACUGGAAAAUAUAUACAUGUUAAGUACAAAAAAAUCAUCCAGUAAAAUAGUUGAACUCGCCUGGAUUAUUUUUGAAAAUUAUAUUAUCCAGUGGACGAUAUAUAUAUAACGCCAUUCGUGAGGAGUAGUAAUGAUCCAAAAGUAUCCAGAAUAAAACAUGCAGUAUGGCAAUUAAUUCCAGAGUCCUUGAUGCUGUUGACGUUUUUGCCACUCGCUCGGAUCAGAACAACCGGAUGAAUCCAGAUAAUUGUGCGGUCACCAUUGAACGAGCCAUCUAAAAUGACCUUAUGAUUGCAGAAAACUUAUGGCUGAAACUCACCGUAUGUUUUUAGAGAAGUGUCAUCCUUGUUGUUUAGCAAUGGAACUCGAAAAUUUGAAAUUAGGCAGGCAGUGGUCGGAAGAAAAGAUAUUACAGGAUAGUGCAUAGUUUAAAAACAGGAUGAGGUGUUAAGUGAAGGAACACUAAGAAUUAGAUCCAGAUAACUAUCUAGUCCUUGAUUGCAUUGUUAGUCGAUGUAUAUUCACGUUAUUUUUAGAUAGAGCUAGAUGUUUAAACAAGUUUAUUCCGCAGAAGCAUGUAAAUGCUAUUAAAGCUUGUUAAUGAACCAUCAAAGCUAAUUGAUAUAGAUAACCGGUUAUUGGUAUCGAUUGAAUUAGUAUGUUAUGAGUAAUAAUCAAUAUAACAUUACGAUAAUACAUGUGAGCAUUAAUCAGAGGACUAUUAGAAUACUGGAUUAACAUAAAUAUAAAAUCGAUCGAGAAGGUUAAAGUGGAAAUAAGGAUUAUUGGUAAUAGGUUGCGUUUCUUUAGUCGGGCUUACCAAUGUAGAAUUAUGGUCUACCAUUAUAUUAGUACUGCUCUAAUAAUAGACCUAAUCCUAGAAUUGUAGAUUUGUCAUGAUAUAACUGCCUAAUCUAUAAGAUCUUACGUGGAAGUCACAUCAUCGUCUACACCAACUCACUGUAUCGUAUCAAUUACCAAUACAUGAUGUAGAACAAGGUUAAGCUGGAGAAAGAACAAUAUAUUUAAUAUGAAUAAAAGAUAUAAAGUAAUAUUCAGAGGGACCACGUCUGCAUGGACGAGCCACGCCAUCCGAUCAAACCCAGUCCAUUCAAUUCACUUUUCCCGCCUUCUCCAUGGUUAGGUAUUUUUACGGCAACGCUCCUGGGUUAUCGUCCACUGAUGGGGGUUGUGAGCACUUGAAGGUCAAACUGUCGCAAAAUUACUGGUGCGUCACAUCGACAAAUCGUGAAACUUUUCAGAAGCGGUCAAAUCAAGACAUCUUUAGAUUUGAAUUGAGUUCAGCCACAACAUGUCUGGUGACGUUCAUUCUUCAAGUAACGAAGUCGAUGCCAUCGUGAUGAUGCAUGAUAUAGGACGAAUCUUCAAUGAUAUUAUGUUAUUUCGAAGAUUUACAAGUUGGGACAACUUUGAGACCUGUUUGGAAGAAGUACAUAAGGUAAUAUGACUUUUGCGGUUAAUAAUUAUUUUUUUAGUAUACGGAUACAAAGUACGUUAUGUCAGUAUGCAAAAAGAACAGUGUUGAUCCAACUCUUAAGUACUUUUUCGUGAGACAUGUCUACAUAUGGACGUAAACGCUGUUCGUCAGAGUCAGAUGCUUGCGUUCAGGAUGUAGAUGAUGAUAGUAAUAAUCAUUAUUCUGAAGAUCAUACAACUUCUAACUCGCCAACACAACCUAGGCAAAGGAGACGACGUCAGCCAUCUACCUAUGCCUUACUUCAAAUGAAUUUAUCCUUCAGCUCGAAAUAUUGCCCUUGUCAAUCAGGAUUUUGGGUCCGGGCAGUAAAUGGUGAGUUGAAACUCACCUCUAUUAAAACCGUGCACAUCCAUCCUUGCACAGAAGGAUAUAUUUCUGUCGAUCCAUCGAGACGACAGUUGACGUCAAGUGAACGCUUGUAUUUAAGAACGUUUCUACUGGGUAAUACACCAACUCGUAGCUUACAGUAUCUGGUUUCUUGGAAGUUCAAUAAACAGCUUACCAAGGACGAUAUCGCCAGAAUGCAUUCACAGUUGUACCCAGGUUGUUGAACUUGUAGUGGCAUUGGACCAUAACCACACAAUCUUCAAAGCUGAACACAAGACUACUCAGAAAAUAGAUAUUCAAUAUUUAGCACGGAGAAAUACCUAACAAUGGAGAAGGCGCGGAGAAGGAAUUGAAUGGACUGGGUUUGAUCGGAUGGCGUGGCUCGUCCAUGCAGGCGUGGUCCAUCUCAAUGUUACUUUAUAUCUUCUAUUCACAUUAAAUAUAUUGUUCUUUCUCUAGCCUAACCUUGUUCUACAUCAUGUAUUGGUAAUUGAUACGAUACAGUGAGUUGGUGUAGUCGAUGGUGUGACUUCCACGUAAGAUCUUAUAGAUUAGGCAGUUAUAUCAUGACGAAUCUACAAUUUUGGGAUUAGGUCUAUUAUUAGAGCAGUACUAAUAUAAUGGUAGACCAUAAUUCUACAUUGGUAAGCCCGACUAGAGAAACGCAACCUAAUAUUGUUAAUCUUACUUCCAUUCUAAAUUCUUGAUCUAUUUUGUAUUUAUGUUACCCCAAUAUUCUAACAGUCCUGAUUAAUGCUCACAUGUAUUAUCGUAAUGUUAUAUUGAUUAGUUCUCAUGACAUACUAGCUCAAUCGAUAAUAAAAACUGGUCGUCUAUAUUAACUAAUUAGCUUUGAUGGUUCGUUAACAAGCUUUAAUAGCAUUUACAUGCUUCAGCGACAUAGACUUGUUUAAGCAUCAAGCUCUAGCAAAUAUGACCUGUAAAUAACGCAAAUAUACAUUGACUAACAAUGUAGCAAGAACUAAAUAGUUACCUGGAUCUAAUAUUCAGUGUUCCUUAUCUUAUCACCUCAUCCUGUUUUAAACUAUGCACUAUCCUGUAAUAUCUUUUCUUCCGACCACUGCCUGCCUAAUUUCAAAUUUUCGAGUUCCAUUGCUAAACAACAAGGAUGACACUUCUCUAAAAACAUACGGUGAGUUUCAGCCAUAAGUUUUCUGCAAUCAUAAGGUCAUUUUAGAUGGCUCGUUCAAUGGUGACCGCA
Molecule: messenger RNA, 4420 nt
Organism: Schistosoma haematobium
Lineage: Eukaryota; Metazoa; Platyhelminthes; Trematoda; Strigeidida; Schistosomatidae
Exons: 2
Coding region: 2949-3422 (157 amino acids)
Source: RefSeq, a predicted model, not a curated record